CCUAUCUAAUCUACAUAUCUCCGUACAUCUGUCCAAUUUUCAAUACUAUUGUAGUAGGUGACUGAUAGUUGCUUUUUAUCAUUUCCAAUUUGGAAAUUGAAUUACUUUAUGGAAAUAUUAAUUCUUCCAUGUCUCGUUUAGCCAUACUCUGAAUACAUACAUACAUAUAUACAUGCAUGCGUCCUAUGCAUGCGUCCUCAGAUUUACACGCAAUAAGACUAAAAUCCAACAAAGAUAAAAGAAUUUAAUAUAAAUAGCAAUUUUAUUCUAUUUGUCCGUUUAUUCAGCCAUAUACGUCCAGCGUAAUUUGGCGUAGUUUUUAAACGGUCAGAAUGGACACACUGGGUACGUGGGAUUAUGUCGUCUUUGGGAUUUUUCUUUUGGUCUCCAUUGCCAUUGGAAUUUUCUACCGGUUUUCUGGGGGUCGACAGCAAACAGUGCAAGAAUAUAUGUUGGCCGAUAGAAAAAUGUCUGCUAUUCCAGUGAGCAUGUCCCUCAUGACCAGUUUCAUCUCAGCCGUGACAAUACUCGGAACCACGUCGGAAAAUUAUUUGUACGGCACCCAAUACCUUCUUCUCAACUUCAGUUAUGUCAUCGGGACUCCUAUAGUAAAUUUUGUCUUCCUCCCAGUCUUCUUCAACAGUGGGGACAAGAUUAGCGUGUAUCAGUAUCUUGACAGUAGGUUUGGUCCUUAUGCCAGGCUGGCGGCAGCGCUGGCAUUUUCCCUGCAAAUGACGCUUUAUAUGGGGGUGGUUCUCUACGCCCCUUCCCUGGCCAUCUCUGCAGUCACCGGAAUGGACAAGGUGGUCGCCAUUCUAAGUAUUGGUACAGCUUGUACCAUUUACUCCACGAUUGGAGGCAUAAAAGCCGUCUUGAUAACCGAUUUGAUCCAGGGGACCUUGAUGUUCUUGGCCAUAUUUGCUGUGAUCAUUAAGGGGCUAGUGGACAUUGGCUCUGUCGGACACAUCCUGUCGGUUGUGGAAGAAAGUGGACACAUAGAAUUUUUUAAUUUUGAUCUCGAUCCAACAACAAGACACACUGUCUGGGGGACUUUAAUCGGUGGCCUCUUCACGUUCUUAAGUUUGCACGCAGUGAAUCAAGCACAGAUACAGAGAAUGCGGACAUUAGAAAACAUUUCUUCGGCCCGAUGGAGUCUCUUUGCCAGUUCUAUCUUCGUAGUAAUCUUGAGCUUCUCUCUUGGCUUCAUGGGGUUGUUAAUGUAUGUCAACUAUCAAAAAUGUGACCCGUUAAUUUCAAAGCGUAUCUGUAAAUCCGACCAGUUGGUGCCCUUCUUUGUCCUGGAGUCGUUCAAAAAUUUCCCAGGACUUACGGGUUUCUUCAUUGCUGGCCUGAUGAGCGGUUCCUUAUCGACGAUAUCGACAGCCAUCAACUCACUGUCGGCAGUAUGUUGGGAGGAUUUUGUGAAGCCUGCACUGGACAUCAAGGGAGUGCAUGUCAAAUCCUCCACUAUUCCAUUUGUCACAAAAAUGAUAGCCUUUACGUUUGGUUUAUCAAGUAUCGGUGUGGCCUUUAUUGCAGAACAAUUUACGUCGGUUUUAACGGCAAGUAUGACCAUUUUUGGAAUUAUUGGUGGGCCAAUUUUAGGAAUGUUCACCUUAGGAAUGAUGAUGCCCUUCGUGAGUCAAAGGGCUGCUGUGUCUUCGUUUCUAGUAGCUCUUGGGUUUGGCCUUUGGAUUGGCUUCGGAGGUCCAAGACCUUCCCCAGUGAGAAUCCCUCCGUCGCCAGACCAGUGCCCAAUAUGGUCAAAUUCAUCAUGCCCCAUGACUUCCGGUGGUCCACCGCGUGACGACUACUUCUAUCUGUACAAGGUAUCCUAUUUGUGGUACUCUCUGAUUACCUUCACAAUCACAAUUAUUCUUGGAGCCAUCAUUAGUCUGUGGUAUCCUCAAGAGACAAAAGUGAGUGAAGCUUUACUGAGCCCUGCCCUACGUCGGAUUAUCAAUGCUUCAGAGGCAAGAGCCGUCGUUAAAGAAGAAAAUACAAAAAGUAAUGGAAAAGGUGAAGUUGAGAUGACAUAUGUCGUGCAAUCUGAAAAUGCAGAUUCAUCAAAUGACAACGCUUCUGGAGACAGCUUGUGACAACUAUUACAUACACACUUAUUACAUAGCUGACUACUUUUAAUAUUUACUACAUAAUAUGCAAGUAUAUAUAUACUUAUUAUAUAGUUUAUUACAGUUGAAGCCAUAGCCAAAAUAAAAGUCUCAAAUUAAAUACCAA
Molecule: messenger RNA, 2238 nt
Organism: Folsomia candida
Lineage: Eukaryota; Metazoa; Arthropoda; Collembola; Entomobryomorpha; Isotomidae
Product: putative sodium-dependent multivitamin transporter
Exons: 14
Coding region: 333-2099 (588 amino acids)
Biological process (GO): sodium ion transport; transmembrane transport
Cellular component (GO): membrane
Molecular function (GO): symporter activity
Source: RefSeq, a predicted model, not a curated record